CAGCUUGGUCAUGGUGGACUGGAUGAACCCUGAUCUGCUCGCUUCAUUACCCGAAGGUGUCACUCCGUACCAAUUUCAAGUUGCUGGUCAUACAGAAACCAAAUCAACGGGUUAUGCCCUGCUUCGACACCCAACAAAACCCAUCUUGUACAAAUGGCUCCAGGACCGCCACCGCGGUAUUCGAGAAAAAGCGUUCUACGAACUUGUUUAUUCCUCUGAUGCCCCGGAGGCCAUGAAGGCGCUGCGAUCCUUCAUACCACGUUACCAUGGCGUGUAUCGUUAUCAAGCGUCUGAAAGUAUGCAUUUGUCUUUAUCUUGGUCUGUCCGAUGCACUUGCCUCCUUCGUAAAACCAAAUGUGUGCGAUUUAACCAUGGGCACCAUUAGCUAUCGUCCGAAUUGUCCUCGGGAGAAACAGCUUCGGGAAGAGUUCAAAUACGCUUGGCGCAGAACUAUCGGCUUCUUUAUCAGUGGUAUGCAGAUAUACGACCCAGACAAAGAAGUCUUUGUGAAAUUUACCAGGCAGGUGUGUCGCAGCCUGACACCUGACGAAGUGUACGACAAAGCAAUCUCAAGAUUUCUCGGCUUCGACCAUAAACAUCGCAUGCGCCUCGCUGCAGCCUAUCUCACGAAAUUGGACGAUCUGUCUCGUUGGGUGGAAUGUUAUGGCUUUUCGUCGGUCACUUUUUGUCGCACUUCCCUUCUUCUGGGACACGAAUCCACCAGCAUCUCCUCCGAUACCGUUGAAGUGGUAGUCCGUUUGAUCGAUUUCACCGAUUGGGCCGAAAUCUCGCCUGAUGUAUCCAGCCAGUCUGACAAUUCCCCGGAAUCCGAGUUAAUCACAGGAUUCGCUCAUGGACUAUCAGUCUUGAUGGGAAUGCUGACGCGGGCUAUCAGAUCUCAUGCAGUGGUACAAGACUAGCUCUGCAUAGCUGGACUACACUAAGCGCCUCGUUCUCUCUUCUGACGGUUUCUCGAAAUACCCAUUCCGUCCUCCACAUUCACACCUCCACUGUGAACAGGAUGCGUUCCGCCCAAAUGCUUCCUUCACAGCAGUCUUUCUGAUUAUUUUUAUUAAUUCCAUUCUACCCAGCCGCACUAUUUUGCUCUUUGAUAUACUCAAUGUACUUUGCUUUUUUAUUUGUUUCAGAAUAAAAGUAUCUUUUUGUAUAAA
Dicrocoelium dendriticum is the source of this 1172-nucleotide messenger RNA. The record is from the annotation of a GenBank genome assembly. NCBI's taxonomy places the organism in Eukaryota, Metazoa, Platyhelminthes, Trematoda, Plagiorchiida, Dicrocoeliidae.